Messenger RNA from Vombatus ursinus (common wombat), 785 nucleotides. It is a transcript of the gene ATP5PO, whose product is annotated as ATP synthase peripheral stalk subunit OSCP. Gene Ontology annotation, cellular component: membrane. The record is from RefSeq and is a predicted model, not a curated record. Bases 69 to 710 code for a protein of 213 amino acids. The transcript has 7 exons. NCBI's taxonomy places the organism in Eukaryota, Metazoa, Chordata, Mammalia, Diprotodontia, Vombatidae. Gene Ontology annotation, biological process: proton motive force-driven mitochondrial ATP synthesis. Gene Ontology annotation, molecular function: proton-transporting ATP synthase activity, rotational mechanism.
UCUCUCACAAGUCACUUCCUCCUCCUAGCUCUGAGCUCCGGUUUGACCUACAGCGACCACAGGAGAAGAUGGCGGCGCCCGGUGCAUCCGGGAUGCUCCGGCAGGUACGCCACUUCACCACUUCAGUGAGCAGACCAUUUGCUAAACUUGUCAGGCCUCCAGUUCAAGUGUAUGGUCUAGAAGGUCGAUAUGCCACUGCUCUUUAUUCUGCUGCAUCUAAGCAGAAUAAACUGGAUGUGGUAGAAAAGGAGCUACUUAGAGUAACAAAACUUUUGAAGGAUCCCAAAAUGAUUGACUCUAUUAUGAAUCCCCAUAUAAAGCGUUCUAUUAAGAUAAAAACCCUAAGUGACAUAAUAGCGAAAGAGAAAUUUUCCCCCAUCACAACCAACCUCAUGAAAUUGCUUGCUGAAAAUGGUCGCUUAAACAAUACCCCAGGAGUCAUUUCAGCAUUUUCUACCAUGAUGAGUGUGCAUCGUGGAGAAGUACAGUGUUCAGUUACUACUGCAUCUACUUUAGAUGACGCAACUCUUUCAGAAUUAAAAACAGUCCUGAACAGUUUCCUAAAGAAGGGCCAAGUCCUGAAAAUGGAGGUUAAGACUGACCCUUCAAUCAUGGGAGGAAUGAUUGUUCGUAUAGGAGAGAAAUAUGUUGAUAUGUCCGCAAGAACCAAGAUCCAGAAACUAAGCAGGAUUAUGAAGGAAGCUGUUUGAAAAUAACAUUUUUCCACAACUCAUCAAUGAAACUUCUAAAAAUUGUGGAAACAAUAAAGUACUUGGAAAAUUUCA